AUGUCGUCCAGGGUCACCCGCUCGUCCGCCCGUCAAGCAGCGAGACAAGCAGCGUCCUCCAUCUCCCACUCGACCGCCGCGGCCACCCCCGAAUCUGCACCUGCUCCUCCGCCGACCCUGCCGACUCCCACAGCUGCCCCAAGCACUCGGAAGCGAAAAAACAAUACUAGUCCGGCUCAGGCUUCCACCGAACCGCCGUCGUCGGCUCGCAGGCCCAAGCGACAGCGGGUGGCACAGCCAUCACCGCAGCCCCAACCAGCUCCCCUCCCAGCGCCGAGUACAUUUUCUGUUUCACGACGUAAGAAGGGCAAGGCUCCCACGACUAUGUCGAGUCCAGGAGCCCCAGCAGGUCCUGCCAACCCACCGGAGAACGCACCAUCGGCAUCGUCAAAUAGGCGGUCCAGCCGACACAAAAAGACAGUUGCUAGUGCUCGAGGUAUGCCGCCGCCGCCUGUGCACCUCCGUGCCCACAAUCUCACCCUGCCAGCCCCAGAUGAAUCAGGCGUCCAGGGCCCCAGCUCGAGCCGGCGAUCGAAACGGGUUGCCAGCGAGGCACAGGAUCAGGAUGUCGUCAUGGGUGGCACCGAAGAACACGAGAAAGGGUCUGCAGCUCCGCCACCGCCGCCACCACCUCUCGAGGAUAAGUUCCCAGAAGAUAGUGACGAGAAUGACGAGGACGACGAGGCCUUGCGACGUUACGACGAUGACGACGUUGAUCCCUUCGGCGGAUUUGGCGGCCCGGGAGGUUCAAUCCCUGGCCUCAGCAACACCCUCCGAACUCUGACGGGCAUGGUGUCUGGCACUUCUGCGAGGCUCCGGGAUAUCCUGAAUAAUCUCCGACAGAAGGAUGACCCAACCAUGCAGCUCAUCGCGUUGCAGGAGCUUUCUGAGCUGCUGCUGAUUCACAACGAAGACACUCUUUCAGGACACUUCUCGCCCGAUGCGUUCGUGAAGGAGCUGGUAGCCUUGAUGCAGCCGAACGAGCUCACGGGUGAGGAAAACCCAGAGGUCAUGCUCUUGGCGUGCCGCUGCCUCGCCAAUUUAAUGGAAGCCCUUCCCGCCAGCACGUCAAAUGUUGUCUACGGCCAUGCUGUACCCAUUCUCUGCCAGAAGCUGCUCGAGAUUCAGUUCAUCGACUUGGCCGAGCAAGCGCUCAGUACGUUAGAGAAGAUCUCGAUCGAGUACCCGUCGAGUAUUGUCCGCGCGGGAGGGUUGACUGCAUGCCUCUCCUACUUAGAGUUCUUCGCAACCAGCACGCAGCGGGUAGCUGUUACCACCGCCGCAAACUGCUGCCAGAACCUCGACCAAGAGUCUUUCCCUACCGUCCGAGAGGUUAUGCCGAUUCUGCUCAAUGUCCUCGGGAGCAAUGAUCAGAAGGUCGUGGAGAAGGGCUCUCUCUGCGUUACACGCAUCGUCGAGAGCUUCAGAUUCCACCCGCAGAAACUCGAGGAGCUUAUCAGUGUCGAUCUGCUCAAGGCCAUUCUCCGUCUGCUCCUCCCAGGCAGCACGAAUCUGAUCGGUGCCCAUAUCCACACCCAGUUUCUUCGGGUUCUUGCCUUCGCGGCCCGCGCUAGCCCGCGCCUAUCUGCCGAGCUGUUCAAGAUGAAUGUGGUCGAGACGCUAUAUCAGAUUCUGACCGGCGUCUCCCCGCCCACCGGCACUGACGAUAUCGCCUCGAAACUCGACAGCGUUCUCAUCAUGCAAGCACUAAUCCAUCGGCCCCGGGAUCAAAUUAUUGAGACUCUCAAUGUCAUCUGCGAGCUCCUGCCGAACCUCCCGAGAUCGGCGGACCCUGCUUCACCCGACCUCCCCGAUAUCAGCUCGCCCACCGAGCCUGUCACUCCGUCAUCACUCGGUUCCCGCCGGAAGACUACGAACGAGAAGCGGAUCGAGCUGUUGGAGAGCUGUGAGGAGGAGGUUCGGCGGUUCGCCAUGAUUCUGUUCCCCACUCUCACCGAUGCGUACUCGAGCACUGUCAACCUGAGCGUUCGGCAGAAGGUGCUAACGGCUCAACUCAAGAUGCUGUCCAACCUGGAUGAGAGCAUUCUUGUCGAUGCGCUGAAGCCUGUCUCCUACGCAUCCUUCUUGGCCGCCCUUAUCUCUCAACAGGAUCAUCCUUCGCUGGUCCUGUUUGCUAUACAUGCGGCCGACUUGCUGAUGCGACGCCUGGCUUCUGUAUACGAGUACCAGCUCUACCGCGAGGGUGUCAUUGGUGAAAUCGCCAAGCUUAGGAGUGAAGAACUGGAAACAGAACAGAAGCCCGAUGAGGAGCCCUCGCCAGAACCAACGGGCGAGCCCGAGACAGAGGCUGAGCCCGAGUCCAGGAGACACUCCGCGGAGCCCGCUGAGAACCAGUCCGACCACGAUGACUCCGAUGCUGAGGAUGAAGAGAAUGAGGACGUUGACGAAGAGGAGGACGAAGAUCACUCUCACCACUCUUCGGACGACGACGACGAUGACGAGGACGACGAGGGGCACGAGAAUGACCAUGAGGACGACAGGCACCGUGAUGAUAUGUCGGCUUCGCCCGUCAGUACCGAAGGCUCGACCAUGUCCAUGGCCGGACCUCCUAGUGGCCUCGUCUCGGGCUUCCCGUCCAUGAAGUCAAGGAUUAUUGAGACAGCCAAGAAAUUUCUUGAGGUCCACGAAAACGAACAGGAAGGCAAGGCCAUGAAGAAGAAGGCGACCGAGAUCCUGGCCAAUCUCUCGGCCUUGGCUUCUGAUAUCGAGAGCUUCUACCUUCGCCCUGCAUUUCCGUCUCACAUUGCUCUGGAGGGCGGCAUAGAGCUCUUCCAGAGGCUGGCAUCCUACUUCGACGCGGACGUGCUUGAGAGCGUGACCAGCGCUGAACUGCUCGCUUCCGGCGUUGUCCGUGUGCUCGAAGAAGUUCUAGGCAACCCCGAUAAACAACUAGCUGCAGCAGCACAGUCGGCGUUCCUCCAAGUGUUUAUGGGACAUACCGUCAACUCAAAGCCCAAGAUCGCUACUGCCGCUUCACCAACUACGCCUCUGAGCGUCCUGGUCCGCAAGCUUCAGGAUUUGCUCAGCAGGUCCGAACACUUUGAAGUCGUCACCGUCCACCAUCACUCAUUCGACAGCAAUCGGAGCAGUGCGGCGUCCAUGCUUGCAAAGCAGCUCCGACUCAAGCUGGUGGCUGAUGACGACUCGGACAUUCCUCGGCACUACCGCAAUAUCAUGGUCUCGAUCCACGCCAUCACAACUUUCCAGUCUCUCAAUGAUUACUUGAGACCGCGGAUUAGCCUUUCGGAUCGUUCCCGUGGGUCUAAGAGAGACGCGGUGUCGAGGGCGCUGGCUGCCAUGGCCAGCUCGGGUCUUCCGAUGAGUGCAGCAGCAGCCAGGCUAAUGGAGCGGUCGUUGCCGCCGUCUGGCGUCCCAGCCCCACCCCCUCCAUUUCCAGCUGCUGCAUCCUCGCAGCCAUCGGGUUCACGGUCCUCGCGGAAAUCCAAAUCCAAGACAGACCAGGGGCGUGAUGCUCCGGCAACACCGGAACCCUCGUCUUCGAGGGAAAAGGCCGCAUUGCGCCGGUCAUCCCGUCGCCAAGCGGUGUCGGAGGGCUUGGGCCCACCACCGCCGCCGCCUGAUGACGACGACGACCUUGAAAACGCCCUCGAGUGCGCGGACGAGAAGCCACUGUCGGACGACGAGGAAAUGGGCGAUGAUAGUGCCCUCGACAUGAUCCGCGGGGUUGACGAGGGCAUGGGAGAAGCACCAACGCCUGACCCAUCGGCCGUCAACAUGGAAAUUGCUGGGGGCAAGGUGACGGCACGCAAGGAAGACGGAACCAAGGUGCCUACGCCAGCCCAGAGUCAGAGCCGAUCCACGACUUCGCUCCCUAGUCGUACGAGUGCGUUGACGGCGGCUUUGCAAGGAACUCCGACCCCUACCCCGUCCUCACGUCCAAUGUCGUAUGCUGCCGCGGUUCAGUCUGUCCCGCAAGACUGGCAUAUCGAGUUCAGCAUUGACGGCAAAGUCAUACCCAACGAAACGACAAUUUACCGGGCUGUGAACAGCUCUGCAAAGACGUCCGAGGAUCAUUAUGGACGGAACGUAUGGUCUGCCGUCCAUCCGAUCAAGUUUCGGCGUGUACCCGGCCCUCCCCCUCCAGAGACUUCCGCCUUUGGCAGCAUCAUGGAUAACGGAACGGAGUCGGAAGACGGCGGCAUCGCUGGAUCCUUGGCGAAGUUCCCGGUUACGGCAUCUAUUCUGCGCCUGCUCAAGAAGCUACAUGAUCUCAACGCCAACAUUGACGACGUUCUUGUCGACAACAAGGAGAUCCUUAGGGUCAACAAGGAGCCUCGAUCGCAGUUCGUCAACACUAAACUCACAGCAAAGCUGAAUCGGCAGUUGGAGGAGCCGCUUAUCGUGGCGAGCAACUGCCUUCCGAGCUGGAGCGAGGAUCUGGCGAGGCUCUAUCCUUUCCUGUUCCCGUUCGAGACACGCCAUCUUUUCCUCCAGUCCACCUCGUUCGGGUAUGCCAGGUCCAUGACGCGCUGGCAAAAUGCCCAGGCUCAGGAGGAGGCGCGUCGAGACCGACGGGACGAGCGACUGUUCCUUGGCCGACUGCAGCGUCAGAAGGUCAGGAUCUCUCGAUCCAAAGUUCUGGAAUCUGCCCUAAAGGUCAUGGAGCUCUAUGGCGCCUCGCAAAGUGUUUUGGAAGUCGAGUACUUUGACGAAGUGGGCACCGGCCUGGGUCCUACGCUCGAGUUCUACUCGACUGUCUCGAAGGAGUUCUGCAAGAAGAAGCUCAAGCUCUGGCGUGACAACGAUCCCAACGGGGACGAUGAGUUUGUCUCUGGGCCGAACGGACUGUUCCCGCGACCCCUCAGCGAAGGAUAUGCGGCCUCGGAGGAAGGGGAGAAGAUUCUUCAGCUCUUCAAGGUCAUAGGAAAGUUUGUGGCGCGGUCAAUGGUCGACUCCCGCAUCAUCGAUCUCAACUUUAAUCCCAUCUUCUUCCGCAUCGGCGACGAGUCGACCGGGAUCCGCCCAUCCCUUGGAGCAGUCAAGUCGGUUGACCCGGUCAUUGCUAGAUCGCUCAUGACGGUCAAGAAGUUCGCGUUGGCGAAGAAAGCCAUCGACGAGGACCCCAAGCGGAGUGCCGCGCAGAAAGUGAUUGACACGGAGAACAUCACAGUCGACAAUAUCAAAAUUGACGACCUGUACCUCGACUUUACGCUGCCCGGCUACCCCGAGAUUGAGCUCAUUCCGAAUGGAUCCCAGACCCAGGUGACCAUUGAUAAUGUCGACCUCUAUCUGGAGAAGGUGAUCGACAUGACUUUGGGGAGCGGGGUCCGCCGGCAGGUGCAUGCUUUCCGGGCGGGUUUCUCGCAGGUGUUCCCGUACUCAACGCUGAGCACCUUUACACCGGACGAGCUCUGCACGCUCUUUGGACAAGUGGACGAGGACUGGUCUUUGGAGACUCUCAUGGAUUCUAUCAAGGCGGACCAUGGAUACAACCUGGACAGCAAGACGGUCAAGAACUUGCUGCAGGCCAUGAGCGAAUUCACGCCGGCGCAGCGCCGCGACUUCUUGCAGUUCACUACGGGCAGCCCGAAGCUGCCUAUUGGUGGCUUCAAGAAGCUGACGCCCAUGUUUACGGUCGUCUGUAAGCCGAGCGAGGCGCCUUACACAUCGGACGAUUAUCUUCCCAGCGUCAUGACGUGUGUCAACUAUCUCAAACUGCCCGACUACUCGGACAUUGACAUCCUGCGGAAGCGGCUGUUUACGGCCAUCAAGGAGGGCCAAGGCGCGUUUCACCUGUCUUGA
Parathielavia appendiculata is the source of this 5784-nucleotide messenger RNA. RefSeq lists its product as uncharacterized. The transcript has 4 exons. The coding region runs from base 1 to 5784 and encodes 1927 amino acids. Gene Ontology annotation, cellular component: nuclear speck. Gene Ontology annotation, molecular function: ubiquitin protein ligase activity. The record is from RefSeq and is a predicted model, not a curated record. NCBI's taxonomy places the organism in Eukaryota, Fungi, Ascomycota, Sordariomycetes, Sordariales, Chaetomiaceae. Gene Ontology annotation, biological process: proteasome-mediated ubiquitin-dependent protein catabolic process; protein polyubiquitination.